UUAUGACAAAUAUAGAACGGGCGAGAGAUAGCGCGUAUUUUAAUAGUGAUAAACUGAUAAAUAUAGUCAUUGAGAGAAGAAAAAAACAACAACACAAUUACCGUGUUAUAGUGUUUAAGCUAAAAAUCUAAACUAUUAAAUUCACUCGGACCUUAAAACUACCACGUUGUGAUUUAGAAAGUGCACAGGGAUUUUAUGUCUCUCAAUGUACGGAAAAGAAGUGACAAAACAGAGCGUGAUAUCGACUAUAUUACACCUUGGUUUGUGUUUCUAUGGAAAACGGCUUUCAUUUCACCAGUAUUAAGAGUCAACAAUGAACCGAAUGUUGCAUUAAAAGAAAGGACUAGAUUAAACAAUAUCAGCGAUAAAUAAGACGGAGUGUGCCAUCGUCUAAAACAAUAUUUUUUAGAAUUUUAAUGUUUUUAUUGAGUGAAAUAUCGGUUAAUUUCUUAAAACAUCGCUGAGAGAUAUUUUAUCAAAUUAGAUCUUCAAUGAACUUUAUUUCUAUUUUAAUGAAGACAAAUUCCUACAUAGCAUUUAAAUCUCUGAAAUAAUUGUAACGUUUGCAAUUAUGAAACGCUGUUGCUAAUCUACGAGGAGCUUUCUGCAUCAAGGGAUUGCAUUCUGUAAGACAUAGUUAUACAUCAAUGACGGAGGACGUUAUGGCGUGUUUUGGUGGUGGUUGCUAUAGUAACCAAUACCCUUAUUAUGAAUGUCCAGAGGAAGGAAGAAUGGCCCGAAUGAGGGACAAACAAAUUACCAAGUUGCUCAAAAAUUACCACAGACAAGAAGUGAAAAAGUUGAAACUCCUUCUCUUAGGGACUGGCGAGUCAGGAAAAAGUACAAUCACAAAACAGAUGAGAAUCAUACAUAUAAAUGGAUUUGAAACUAGUGAGCGAAUGGAGAAGAUCAAAGAUAUACGUCAGAACAUUAAAGAGUCUAUUGUAGUGAUAUUAUGCGCAAUGCAACAGCUAGGGAUCGAACUUGAACUUGAAGAAAAUAGUGCCAAGAUGGAAUACAUCCUCCAAGAGGCUUCUGAUCAAAGCACUGAAAUUACAGAGGAAUUUCUAGACUGCACGGAAACAUUAUGGAAAGAUUCAGGUGUCCAAGAGUGUUAUUCAAGGUCAUACGAAUACCAGCUUAUUGAUUCUGCAAAAUACUUUUUAGACAACUUAUCUGAGAUACGCCAAACAGACUAUAUACCGUCUGACCAGGACAUUCUCCGAUGUCGGGUAUUGACGACCAGUAUACAACAUAUAGAGUUUGAUGUCAGAGAUGCAGGUCAUCCGGUUUCUUUCAGUGUGUUUGAUGUUGGUGGUCAGCGGGGGGAACGGAAGAAAUGGAUCCAAGUCUUUGACAGUGUUGUUGCAAUAUUGUUCCUGGCUGACUGCAGUAGCUACGACCAAACCCUGCGGGAAGACCGGACCAAGAAUAGAUUCCUAGAAGCUCUUGAGAUAUUUGAACAAGUUUGGAAAAAUAGGUUCUUAAAGAACGUUUCGAUACUUUUGUUUAUGAACAAGAUGGACAUGCUGUCAGAAAAAGUACAAAAAGGCCGAUUUAUAAGCUCACUUACAGACAAAUAUCCAGACAGGUUUCCAAGCUAUGAGAAAUUCACGCCAUCCAAUUCUGAAAAGCUGGAAUUUGCCGAUGCAUAUCACAAACCGGAAAGUGACGGAAAGAAACGAAGAGGUUCGCGAUCGGGAUCGAAGUCAGCCGAUAUCAACCCAGAUCUGAUUAAAAACGCAGUUUACAUCAAACAUUUAUUUAUGAAAAUUGUGAAAGGCGAUAUAGUGUUGAAGCCUUCUGUUCAGGAAAUUAGCAAAGACUGGCACCAAAACCAUAGCUGUGAAUAUUUCUACACAUGCGCAGUGGACACGAACAAUAUUCAGCGAGUGCUAGAUGGGUGUCGAACAUUAAUCAUUAGAAAACAUUUAGAAAGAUUUGGAAUUAUUUAGUAAACGUAAGACCCAUGUUAUCUCAAGAUUCGAUGUAUGGUCGUUAAGGGAGUUUGUUGCAGAGCUGUAAUUAGCUCAGCAAGUUCGGAUACUUCUGCAGAGUGCAGAAAAUAGCACCUACUUCCGACAAAAGACUGGCGGACAGUAACCUAGUUACAAAAGUCAUGUGACUUAACGCGACGCAAUAUGUGUGGACAUUGUAUUAGUCAGUAGAACAGUUAUGUGUACGGCUUUUACGUGUUUAUAUUGCCGAGUCUGACUGUAAGGAAAUGCUUAUAGAUGUGUCUGUAAAUAGGGACAGUUAGAGGCAAGCGUUUCGUUUUUUGUCAGUAAAUGUCACAAUAGAAGGUAUUGGGCAUCGAAGAGACUUCCGAUCACCGCGCAUUUUAUAGGUUAUCAGCUUUUAAUCGGCUCAAGUUCUGCAGCGGAAAUAUUGCGCGACUUAUGAGUGUAUAUUUCUAGAUGCAAAACUAAUAAUCUUUUUAUUAUAUACGUGUCUGCCCAUAUAAAUAUUACAUUAAUAUCACGAAUUUGUUCAAUUGACAAUACUGACCUAAUAGAUAAAAGAAAUAAUACAAUGACACAUAUUAACUGACGUCACGCACCCGAUAUGAAAUUCAGAUGCCAAUAUGUAAUCAUUACUAGUCACUUGGCAUCAGUCCAUGACGAGUCACCUCUCUCAUGAAAAAAAAGAGGGAUAUUGUUGAAAGUGUUUCUUAUACAGAAACAUUUAACAGAUUUUAAAGUGCAUUUAAUCUUACGUACACACCGUGUUAAAUAUUAUCGGUUUGAGGUGAGAUUUCAGCCGGCUGUGGUAACCAAUUGCCAUCGAAGAGUGCAGUAUUUUAGUACCAAGAGGUUUAAUUAAGGUACAUUAGGUAUAAGUUCAAACAUAUGAAAACAACGAAAUUGUACAAAUCUUGCUUUUGUAAAAAUAUCUGAAACUGCCCCGAGUGAACCAGCUAAAAUGUGUAAUAACUUGUAGGGAUGGCAACGAAUAGCAAUUUUGGUAUUCGAAUAUUCGGUCAGCCAUCCAAACGAAUAUUCGAAUAUUCGGUCAUCAAAUGAUCAACAAAUCAACUCAAAACCUUAUGAAUUUAUCGUACCCUUACAGCGAUCUGCAUUAAUUCUACUUUCGUUUACACCGGAAGUAAUUUAGACAUUGACGAAUUAAGACUGACUUAUCGGUCUCAUCGCUUGUUCAUCUUUUUGAAUAUAAAAUAUUUGUUAUUUGCCUCCAUAUACAUAUAACAUAUAUAGGUUUUACUUAUUUUACAUGUUUUUAGAUGGAUGUAGCCCUCCAGUAAGUAAGGUUCUCUCCACACAUAUUACACGUAGCCGACUUCUUAUCGGAUGAUCGCGUGAAAUACUUUAAAAAGACAGGCGGCAUUGCUUGCAUUUUGGCAGUAGAUUCACGUAAUAGCACGAACAAUAUUUUCGAUUAAACGGGGUGUAAAAUUAAGACUUUGGGGGUGGGGGAGUCUUAUAAAAGAUAUAUUUUGCUUUACUUUACCCUUUGUCUGAAUAUUGAGUAGAUUCUACUAUUUUUUUUCAAUACGAAAUGCAUUUAUUAUCAAGAGGAAUCCGUUUUACAUAAAAAGAAAAUUCGUCACAUUUGACUUGUUUACAACACUUUUCGGCAUUUUUCUUUACUGAAAUACAUCUUGAAUCGACUUUGAUUGAAAUCCGAGUCAUUAUAGUUCAAGUGCUUUCUGAUGAUUUUUAAUUAUAUGUGGUUCGCACCUACCGAAAACAAGGUGAUUUGUAACGGAUUAACAUCAAUUGGGGACUAAUAAAAUUUCUAAAGGUAAGCAAUUAGCGGUACUUACUACAGGUUACGAUGUCAUCACCAUAGCGAUGUACAAUAUCGGCACGCUAAUAUACAAAGUGACGCGUCUGACAGCGACGGAAGCCAUUUUCGCGCGUAUUUACUAUGAAAGCGAAUUUUGGUAAAUUAGAUAAACGAACAUACUGGUUCUUGCAUUUGGUUUUUAUUUAUUUCUUACGAUUUUAUAUUUUUUUUCCGAAUAUUGGAAUAGUGAAACAGUAUUCGAAUAUUCGUGUCACGAACGAAUAUUCGAAUAUUCGAAAAUUCGUUGCCAUCCCUAGUAAUAAGCUGCGGACUAUACGGUACUGUGGGAUAUUUUUAAGAUGGUCUUAUUCGCUAUCUCUAAUACAGACGAAAAUUGAAUGUACCAGCGUUAACUGUAAAAUGUAUAAAUGGUAAAUAUUACACUAGCCAAAGUAAAACCACAUAGUUUUGGAUAAAACUGUACAGAUUUCUCCCAAAAUAAAGUACGGUAUACCAAAUUAUCAAAUGUUUAAAUUGUAUCUCAGUUUUGUUUUUGUAGUAAAGAGUGUUAGCCCAUAACCUUAGGACGGCCAGCACAUAUUUAUGCAAUCUCGCCAGGCAUAUGUAUGUUUUUGACAACACAGAAAAUGACGUCACUCGACCUUCAGCUAUUUCCGGAAGUAAAUAAAAUGAAAGUAGAAAUGCUAAACUUGAGAACGAAAGCCGCAUUUUGAUUCGUAGAUAGUCAGGGGUCACGCGCAGGGGUCACCCCGUCUAAAUGUAUGCGCGUGGACAUUUUUUUUUCUUUUUUUUUUGCUAUUGGGGAGUCAAUUUUCAGCACUUCAUUACGAACUGAAAUUACCUGGGCUUUAGUACAGCAUGCCAGCUUUUAAUCUAUGAAAAAAUAUUUGAGCUCUGGAUACCGGUAAACAGAAAUCCCACAGGGGUUCGUAACGGACCAAGGGUACAUUGAUAAUUUCGGAACUUCAUCAAAUCGCUCAAAAUGUCAUUUUUGAUGUUGCCUGAGAGUGUCAGUGUAUGCCUCACAUGUAAGAUAUAACCGUAUUUGAGAGUUGCAGACCUAGACAUUUCAGAAAUAUUUUCAAAAUAAGUUUCGUGUAAUAAAUAUUGUUUCUACGGAAGCGUGAAAGGGCCAUCAGACGCUAAUACGUUUUAGUAUGUUAAGGCUGCGGAAAGGAUAUUUUUUGGAAAUCACAUUCUUCAUACCAGUAAAGAAUAUGACACAUGUGAAGAACAGGGUCUACUUUUUACACAAACCGAACAUACUCCUCACAUUUUCUGUGUAAUUUAGAUCAGGGUCACAUAAAAUUACGCUUUCACAUUUCAGUUUUACAAAAAAUAAAAAUCGGCUGUUUCUCUACUCCAAAACUGAAGGAAGCCAUACUGUACAGAUACGUAAUUUACUAAGAACUUUGUAGAUGGACAAUAACAUAUUGCAAGAAGGCAUUAUUCUUUAUAGAUGUCACUAACAGAGAUUACUGUAUAUGAUUCAGUUCAAUUCAUAUGUAGCCUACUUAUAUUUAUAUAGGCUGAUAAGUUAAUUAUGUGCAAAUUAUUCGCGCGUGCCUUUUAAGUGCAUAAUAGAUAGUAAUGUUUGAAUAACUCUGGAUUCAUAUACAUAAUACUUGUGUUUAUUUUUAUAUAUACAUCAUACAGAAACGAUUACAAAUUAAUGCUAUAGCAGGAAAAAUCUUGUUUUCUUUAUUUAAAACGACAUGCCUUACGGUGUUCCUCGUUACAUCAUUAAAAAUUUGAUAUCGUUAAUAUAUUAGUUUGUUGCAUUGUAAGAACAAAAUAUCUUUCACCGGAUGAACACCGGAUACAGUAUAUUAACAAGUGGCUUAGCCUGGAGUGAAAGUGUAAGAUAAGAGUGAAAAUGUUAGCCAUGAGUGAAAGUGUAAGACAAGAGUGAAAAUGCAAGCAAGCAGUGAAAAUGUAGGCAAGGAGUGAAAAUAUCAGACAAGAUUUAAAAAGCAAGCAAGGAGUGAAAGUGUAAGCCAGGAGUAAAAGUGUAAACCAAUAGUGAAAGUGUAAGCCAGGAGUAAAAGUGUAAACCAAUAGUGAAAGUGUAAGUCAGGAGUAAAAGUGUAUACCAAGAGUGAAAGUGUAAGCCAGGAGUAAAAGUGUAAGCCAGGAGUGAAAGUGUAAGCCAGGAGUAAAAGUGUGAACCAGGAGUGAAAAGGCAAGCCAGGAGUGAAAGUGUAAGCCAGGAGUGAAAAGGCAAGCCAGGAGUGAAAGUGUAAGCCAGGAGUGAAAGUGUAAACCAGGAGUGAAAGUGUAAGCCAGGAGUGAAAGUGUAAGCCAGGAGUAAAAGUGUAAAAGUGUAAACCCGGAGUGAAAGUGUAAGCCAGGAGUGAAAAGGCAAGACAGGAGUGAAAGUGUAAGCCAGGAGUGAAAGUGUGAACCAGGAGUGAAAGUGUAAGCCAGGAGUGAAAGUGUAAGCCAAGAGUGAAAGUGUAAGCCAGGAGUAAAAGUGUAAACCAAGAGUGAAAGUGUAGGCCAGGAGUGAAAGUGUCAGCCAGGAGUGAAAGUGCAAGCCAGGAGUAAAAGUUUCAACCAGGUGUGAACGUGUAAACCAGGAGUGAAAGUGUAAACCAAGAGUGAAAGUGUAAACCAGGAGUGAAAGUGUAAACCAAGAGUGAAAGUGCAAGCCAGAAGCGAAAGUGUCAGCCAGGAGUGAAAGUGUAAACGAGGAGGCAAAGUGUUAGCCAGGAGUGAAACGUAUAAGCCAAGUGUGAAAGUGUAAACCAAGAGUAAAAAUGUAAUCCAGGAGUGAAAAUCAAAGUUUUGGUGUUCAAAAAUGAAGGAUAUUUUGAUUUUACACGUAAAGCAAUCACUUUGUUUUGUUCAUGGUUUUUCAAUGGUUGUAAGAAUCUUUCACCCAUUUUGUAGUGUCAUACCAGUGAACUAUUAUAUUUAUAUAAGGGAAGUUGUGGUUUUGUGGUUAUAUUUGCCAGCAGCUCUACCCGAAGGUUAUUGCUUCCAGCCUCACUGGGAUCACAAAUAAUACCAGUCUUUGCUUUUUCAGGCGGAAUGGUCUCGAGUAUGAUCCAAAUAAGAUCCAAGCUUUCACUUUAAUUGAGCUUAAAUAAAUUAACAUAAACUGAAAAUUUAUUUGAUAUUUAUUACAAAUAUAUUUAAUAAUUUUGAAAGCGAAACUGGAAUCCCUUUGUUUUAUUUUUUUAUUAUAAUUACUAACAAAAAGAAGUAAAUGCUUAAUCUCGACGCAUGUUUUUUAACAAUAGGGACAUAGUAUAGAACAGUUUAGUGUAUAUAUUUACAAUGAACAAAUACAAGUUUUGUAAUAAUUUGGAUCUCUAGUAUCAUGCUAUAUGUAACAUGUUUUAAAUAAACAU
Messenger RNA from Mercenaria mercenaria, 7124 nucleotides. RefSeq names its product guanine nucleotide-binding protein G(s) subunit alpha-like. Bases 648 to 1955 code for a protein of 435 amino acids. Lineage: Eukaryota; Metazoa; Mollusca; Bivalvia; Venerida; Veneridae. The transcript has 10 exons. Gene Ontology annotation, biological process: adenylate cyclase-modulating G protein-coupled receptor signaling pathway. Gene Ontology annotation, molecular function: G-protein beta/gamma-subunit complex binding; GTPase activity; G protein-coupled receptor binding. Gene Ontology annotation, cellular component: heterotrimeric G-protein complex. The record is from RefSeq and is a predicted model, not a curated record.